UAAAGAAACUUGGACCUCCAGAGCUUUUCUUUGCUGAUAAGCAGGGCUGACUUCUGGCCCAAUUUUCUUCCAUUAAAGAUCCUUAAGCAAAGUAAUGCUUGAGUCUUUUUCUUGCUUAGUAACCCAUUUCAUGCCUAUUGUAAGAAAGUUCUUUAUAUAUCAAAUAUUCUUUCUAUUUCAGGCAAAAAAAAAAAUUAUUAAGUCCACAUUUGUCUAGCCUUGACCAGAUAAAAUUAUAUAUGUAAGCAGGAAGGUAUACUGACUGACUUCUGGUCAGCCUCCCAGGCCUAUUUCCAUGAAUCUUUAUUCUGGGAUGGCUUCUAUGUCUUAAUGCUAACCUCCUCUGCAGCUUAUGUUCAGGAGCAACCCCCCCGCCAAUCCUCUUCCUCUCAGUUCUCUUCUUCCUCAGAACUGGACCUCUGCACAUCCAGGCCCAGGGAAUUUUAGCCUGGAGAAUUUUAACCCUUUUCUGCUCAGAGCAUGUGCUGAGCCCCUAUCUGUGCAGAUGGCCCAGCCCCGCCCCCCGUCCCUCACUCCAGCCUCUUGAGCUCAGAGCCAGUGUAAUCCUCCUCUUGUGUGAGCGAGCCUCUCCCCUGCAGAGAGGAGAAAAGCCUGCUUCGGAACAGCCCUGGACAAAGGGGCUGAGAUGCCCCAGCAAACUGCAGGUUCCAAGGUUUGAAACACGGGAAUGAAUCCUAUCCGGUAUUUGCAGUUUUUAGCCCCUUCCCCAGGCCAGCAGCGCCCCUUAACUUCCACUCCUCCCCCAACUCUUUCUUCAUUCCCUCUCCUUCUGGCUCUCUCCCCCUUCGUGCCCCUCCCCCUCUGUCUGUCUCCAGACUGCUGCUGCUGGGAGGUGUUUCUCUCCCAUGCAUGAAUGAGUCUCUGUAAUGAAUGGAAAUGAAUGGAUCAGGAAUCCAGGCAGAGGGAGGGAGAAUGAGGGGGAAAGACAGAAAGAUAGGGUAAGAGCAAAGGAAGGACUGUGGAGCCUGGAAGGAUGUUUGGCUUGCUGGUCAGUUAGGUAUCUGAGAGCAACUGUUCCCACUUGGAUAACUGUGGAGCAUGGCAAGCCCACCCCAUUUGCUCAUCAAGCUGCACACCCCAAUCUAAAGGAGGGAGGGCUAUACUGUGAUUGUCUCCCCCACCACCAGGGGGUGGUGGUGGUGAUGGUUGUGGUUGUUCUGGACCAGGCAUUUAGAACGUGUUUGGGGGAAGAAAUCUAUGUUCUCAGGAAGCUUGGGCAUUGGCAAAUCAAGGAGUACAAGUUCUGGAGACAGCAGCCGCCUCCUGCCUCAGGAUGCAAGGAGGGAGAAGGGUUUCAGGAGUACAGGGUGCUAAAAGUCUUGAGUUGGGAGUGACUAUUUCCACUGCUGAAAAUCAGGACUUAUCUUUUCCUCCAAAUCUAUCUCUUUUGCUUUAGCUCUUCAGCACCUGUUGCCUUCACUAGCAGCUUUUCCUCCUCCUCUUCCCUGAACUCCCCAGAACCAAAGAAUGUGAAAGGGGUCCAUGGAGGGCUCACGUCCCCGCGCCCUGGGCGGCCACUUAGCGCCCUCACCGCCGGCCUUCGACGGAGAACUGGAUCUGCAGCGCUACUCCAACGGACCAGGGUCUCCAGGAAUGGGAGCGGUGGGCUGGUCUGAGAGUCGCGCUGGCGAAAGGCGCUUUCCCUGCCCUGUAUGCGGAAAGCGCUUCCGCUUCAAUUCUAUCCUGGCUUUGCACCUGCGGGCGCACCCAGGCGCCCAGGCCUUCCAAUGCCCACACUGCGGCCACCGUGCAGCUCAGCGGGCCCUGUUGCGCUCGCACCUGCGCACGCACCAGCCAGAGCGCCCGCGAAGUCCCGCCGCACGCCUGUUGCUGGAGUUGGAGGAACGCGCGCUAUUGCGCGAGGCCCGGUUAGGAAGAGCCCGAAGCUCAGGGGGCCUGCAGGCCACUCCUGCCACUGAGAGCCUGGUGCGGCCCCAGGCUCCAUCAGCAUCCACCUUCCGUUGCCCCUUCUGCAAAGGCAAGUUUCGCACCGCAGCGGAGCGGGAACGCCACCUGCACAUCCUGCACAGGCCCUGGAAGUGCGGCCUAUGCAGUUUCGGCUCCAGCCAGGAGGAGGAGCUGCUGCACCACAGCCUGACGGCCCACGGAGCUCCUGAGCGCCCUCUGGCGGCCACCUCGGCUGCCCCGCAGCCUCAACCUCCACCCCAACCUGAACCCAGAUCAGUCCCUGAGCCCGAGCAGGAGCCGGAGCCGGAGCCGGAGGUGGAGCCCGAACGUGAGGCAACCCCAGCCCCUGCUGCUCCUGAGGAACCCCCUGCGCCUCCAGAGUUCCGUUGUCAAGUGUGUGGCCAGAGCUUCACCCAGUCCUGGUUUCUCAAGGGCCACAUGCGCAAGCACAAGGCCUCUUUUGAUCAUGCGUGUCCCGUGUGUGGCCGUUGCUUCAAGGAGCCCUGGUUCCUUAAGAAUCACAUGAAGGUGCAUGCCAGCAAGCUGGGUCCACUGCGUGCCCCGGGGCCUGGCUCUGGGCCUGCCCGGGCUCCCCAACCUCCUGACCUGGGCCUGCUGGCCUAUGAGCCGCUGGGCCCCACGCUCGCUGUGGAGCCAGAGGAAGAAGAGGAGGUGGUGGAGGCCGAGGAGGAGACCUGGGCCCGAAACAGGGCGCUGGGCCCUCUGGCUUCGCUGCACCCACGCCCAGGGGAGGGGCCAGGGCACUCGGCACCUGCUUCGGGGGCCCAGGCAAGGCCCGCUGCCGCGCAGGAAGAGAAUGGGCUGAUAGUCGGAGGGAACCGGUCUGAAGGGAGCCGGGGGGCCACCGGCAAAGAUUGUCCUUUCUGCGGAAAAUCAUUCCGCUCGGCGCAUCACCUCAAAGUGCAUUUGCGAGUGCACACAGGCGAGCGCCCCUACAAGUGUCCGCACUGCGACUACGCGGGCACCCAAUCUGGCUCGCUGAAGUAUCAUCUGCAGCGCCACCAUCGGGAGCAGAGGAGCGGGGCUGGCCCAGGGCCACCACCAGAGCCGCCCCCUUCCCAGAGGGGUUCAGCCCAGACGUCUGGAGCCAAGGUGGCUCAGCAGCCUGCGACUUGGGUGGAGGGCACCUCGAGCCCCCGGCCUUCCAGCAGCACCGCGCCGGGGUCCCGUAGGAAGCCUGCCAGUCCUGGGAGGACCCUGCGCAAUGGGCGAGGCGUCCACCGUUGCCUCUUUUGCCCCUUCGCCACUGGAGCCCCCGAGCUCAUGGCCUUGCACCUGCAAGUGCACCACAGUCGCCGGGCUCGGGGCCGCCGGCUUCCCCAGGCUGAUGUGUCGCUGCCCUAUGUCCGAGCACCAUCAGGAGAGACCCCUCCCAGUCCUCCUCUGCAGGAAGGGGAGGAGGGCCCCGGGCUGUUGAGAUCCGGAGAGGUGGGGUUGGGGGGGCAAGAACGGUAGGAAGCCCUCUUAGGGGCUGUUAGUUUAGUGAGCUUACCCUGCAGGAGCGGGGGAGCACUAGAGGUAGUUGGGUAGAGCAGCCAGCAGGGGGGCAGUGUGGGACCCAUAUCCCAGCCCCAGGUGGACCAGAGGUAAAGGGUAUGGAGGGCAUAGGGGGGUGGGUGGGCGGUAUGCACCCAGCCCAGGGGAGUCACAGUGCCUUAGAAGUGGCAGGGGUGAGGAUCAAAGAAUGGGUUCCCAGGGCUGGCAGAGAGGAUUGUGCCCCUGUUGAGGAGAUGCUCUGCCAGUCCUUGCUGGUCCAUAGGCAUGAGAGUUUAUUUUUGUACAAUGGGUGGGGGUGGGGGGCACUGUACCCUUCUAAGCCCCUUCAGGGGUCCUGUAGACGUCGCUAUUUUUGGUACGAUUCCUGUCAUCCCUGUCGCAGAGUUGUGUCCCCAAUAAACAGGUGUCUUGAGGCACAGGGA
Messenger RNA from Myotis brandtii (Brandt's bat), 3869 nucleotides. RefSeq names its product zinc finger protein 219 (gene ZNF219). Gene Ontology annotation, cellular component: nucleus. NCBI's taxonomy places the organism in Eukaryota, Metazoa, Chordata, Mammalia, Chiroptera, Vespertilionidae. Gene Ontology annotation, biological process: regulation of DNA-templated transcription. The record is from RefSeq and is a predicted model, not a curated record. The transcript has 6 exons. The coding region runs from base 1504 to 3405 and encodes 633 amino acids. Gene Ontology annotation, molecular function: DNA-binding transcription factor activity, RNA polymerase II-specific; RNA polymerase II cis-regulatory region sequence-specific DNA binding.